AUGCACUACGAUGCAAGCACAUACAGCAACGUGCAGGCCCAUGUCCAGCUGCAACAAUCAUCAGGGCCACCGCUGCCGCAACAUCAGCUACGCCAGCAGCAACGGCAGGUGCAACAGCCGCAGCAGCACUGGCAGCAGCGGGAGUGGCAGCAGCAGCAGUGGCAGGCCACUCCUCCACCCCCUCCACCCCUGCCUGCCAGUCCGCAGCAGUUGCAGUUUGCUGUUCCAUUGCAAUACCAGCAGACCAGGCAGCAACAGCAACCCGCAACACUCCCCCCGCAGCCACAGCUGUCUGCAAAUUCAUCACAAGGAACGCAACAACAAGAGGUCGGAGCCCCACAAGGGGGCUGCUACAGUCGGCGUGCGCCGCAGUUUCGGUCGCCGUUUGCUGCAGCAGUUGCGGCGCUUAGAGCUACACCUCGCCAUGCUGCCGCAGCGCCAAGGCCUCAGGAAGAGAUUGUUCUCAGCAGCAGUAGCAGCGAGUCGGAAGAGGAGGCUCGAGCCCCAUUUGAGCACGCGCAGCAACACCACAAUCGGCGACAGGCUGCGCAGCAGCAGCAACGGCAGCAACGCCCGCAGCGGCAGCCACACCAGCAGCAGCAGCCACAACAACAGCAUUUGCCGCAUCAGCAGCAACAGCAGUCACAGCUGCAGCAGCAAUGGACACAUCGGCGAGAACAGGGGGACCAGCACCAGCAACGCUGGCAGCAGCAAAAACAAGAGCAGGAGAAGGAGCAGCAGGAGCACCACCGGCAGCAGCAGCAGCGGAAGCAGCAGCAGCAACCGAGGCCUGGCGACGGGAGGCCUCAGGGUACAGGAACGCUCCGCAUGGACACUGUAGCUGCUGAAUCUUCUACCCCAGCGCCGAGCACAACAGGAAUGAGCAGCAGGAGCAGCAGCAGCAGGAAUGCGUUUGAACUGAAUGCAGACUGUUUUCUGCCUGAAUUAUCAGGUUUAAUUAAGUGGCGAGAUGGCCGGCUUCAGAAAGCGCUGCGCUUUGCGUGCGAAGAAGAUGGUGUGCAACCGAGCGAGGCAGACAGAGACUCUUUCAUCGUCGACUCGGAUACGGCGAAUUGCCGGAUUGUGGACGCAGCGGUAUGCGAGUGCAGCUGCCCGAGCCGCGACCCGCUAUGUUCACAUUUGCUGGCUGUUGCAGUGUGGCAGCAACAGCAGCAGCAACAGCAGCAGCAGCGGCACCAACGGGGCUUGCCGCUUCAUCGGGAGUUCAGUCUUCGUCUGGCUAUCAGCGCAUUCAUCAAGCAAGAGCUACUGAGACUCGCGAGCGAAGCGUUUGUCCCCCUCAAGCCGUUCAGCUGCGAGGCGCUGCUUCAAGACCUGUGGCUGCGGCUCCUGCGCAGGUUUCCUCCUGCUGCGGCAGCUCGUGCUGCAGCCGGACUUGCUGUCGGCCUGCUGAUGCGUUUCGCCCAGAAGGCGAAAGGCGCAUUACCAGACGUCCCCUCCUCGGCCGGCUGCAAGCGAACGGAAGAGCCGCAAGAAGACAAGAUCGAGGAGGAGGAGCAGCAACAGCAGCAGGAAGAACCGCAGCAGGAGGAAGCGCAGGGACAGACAGAUAUCCAGGAACAAAACGCGGAGCAGCAGAAGCAGCACCAGCAGCAGCAACAAGACCAGCAAGGACAGCACCGCGCGGAAGAUGGUUCAGGAUCGGCUGCAGAUGACCAGGCCAGCAGCAGCUGCAGCAGCGAUGGAGCCGCAGGAACUUCUGGGGGGCAUUCCAUUUGCUCUGUGCCUCCUGAAGAGGCUCUGAGCCGUCUCAUGCUGCAGCUGCCGCUGCAGCUGCAGCGCGCAGACGCACGCGAGGGGGAGCAGGAGGGGCUUCUCAAGGUGCUGCAUGCACUGGAGGCAGCUGUGUUCCCUGUAGCAGAGUCCGGCGCCGUGCACACUCUGCUGCAACUGCUGCAGCGCGAGGACGCGGGUGCUGCUGCUGCUGCUGUGGAGGAGGGGCUUCGCCUAAAGGCUGCGGGAGGCAGCAGUGGAGACGCUGCAGCAGGCCACCCGUCUGUCGAGCUUUAUGUGCGCUUUGCUUUAUUAGUGCUGCAAACCGCAGCGGCAGCAACAGCAGUAGCGUCUGCGGCAGGGGCUUCUGUGCAGACGGGGCUGAUAUACAGGGUGUGUGUACACCUUGUGCGGAUGCAGUUCUCUGCUGCUGCUGCAUCUGCCCUGCAAAACAGCAGACCGCUGGCUGAUGCAGCAGCACUAGACCUCUUCAUAUCAGAGUUGCGGCGGUCCGUAAUGGAGGUCCCCGCCAGGGCCCCCCUACGGCCCUCGACUGAGGCGGGGGUUCCCAUAUCCCUUCCCGCUCUGUGGAGUGAGGGAGCGCUUUCGCGUGCUGCACAGGAUGUCUUGGUUUCUGAGUUGCAACGGCAAGCCCACGGCUGCAUACACCUGGCAGCCACGCUGUGCAGCCCUUGGGAUAUCGCUGCAGCUCUUGCGCAGAGCUCCCGCAGCUGUGCGAAGGAGCCGCAGCUGCAGCGGCAGCAGCAGCAGCAGGCAGCCGCGGUGGAGCGUUGCUUGCAGCGACUGGUGUCGCAGCAGCAGCACCAGCAACAGCAGAGAGCUCUAUCGUGGGAAGCUGCUGCGAUGGCCAUCGACGCGGCUCCUGCGCUCGUCGACCUGCGCACUGUUUGCAGCUGGGACGACACACUGGAGCCGUCUUUUGGGGACCUGGAGUCCUUCCUUAGCCGCCACGGCAGUACGCCCUUUGUUGCAACCAGGAAUAGCAGCAGCAGCAACAGCAGUAGCAGCAGUAGCUUGCUUAGUCGGAAUGUUUUCGUGAGCAUUGAGGGGGGGAGCAUCGUGCGUGUGCCCAACCCCACGCAUGAUACGCUACGGCAGUUGCUGGAUAGCCUAAACAGUAGAUCUGCUGCUGCUGCAGUCGCAGCGCUUGCAGCUCUGCUGUGGCAGCCGCAGUCGCAGCGGCAGUGCAUCGGCAGCAUCAGCAACAGCAGCGUCUGGGAUGCUCGUCGCUUGCCUUCUCAUAACCCGGCAACUCUACAGAGCGAAGUCCGCAGUUAUUUGCAGCAGCGUGCCGACCUUCAGCAAAAGCAGCAGCAACAGCAGCAGCAAGCGUGGGGGGACUUUUGCUGCAGAGUUCUUUUGGAGGCCCCUAGGGUCCUGAUAGAUGCGUGCAUUGUUGUAUUGUUGGCGCCAAUUGUGGAUGUCUUUGGCUCUGGGGUCCUCACUGCUGCUGCUGAGCGCUUUGUGUUUAUUUCAACGUUCUGCUGCCAGCAGCAGAUGCAGGUGGCUGAGGCGACUUCAGCAGCCACGCACAGCAGCGGAAGCGCACAGACAGAUGCCUUUCUGCUGCUGCUGCUGGGAACGAGGGCAGCCUUCAGACCGUUGUCUUCCCAUCUGCAUGGGGCACUGCAGCGGUGCAUGCAGCUGCUGCUGCCUGAACACGAAGUACUGGCUGCGUUGGAGAUACUGCAGCAGCCAAAGGCGCUGGAGGCAAAACAGCAGCCCCCACUCAGGCCCCAGCAGCAGCCGCAGCUGCAGCAGCAGCAGCAGCGGCAAGUUAGCAGCAACACAACUGGCGGCGUCACUGCAGCGGAGCAUGACCAAGCUGCAGGAGUAAAACCAGCAAAUGCUGCAGCGCCACCUACAACAGCUGCAGCGACAACAACAGCAGCAAUAGGAGCGCCAACAACCACUAGCGUGGGGAUACUAUUUGAUGACGGCGAUACGAUCCUGCUGCUGCCACGCCAGCGCAGCAGAGCUCCAUCUGACCGUCCCAAGCCUGAAGACAAGGGUGCGGCGGGCACCUUUGCUUCAGCAGCAGCCCCUUUAGCAGCUGCUCCAGCUGCAGCUGGUGCCGCUGCUGCUGCGGUUGCAGGUUCUACGCUGGCAGCUGAGAAGGCAGCCGGCCCUGCGGCGGAUCUGUGGGGGAAUGAAAGCCCUGAAGAAUUUGUGCUUCGACUGCGGACUGAGGAGUUCGGCGUAGGCCUUAGCAGCAGCAACGGCGAUGCAGCCUUGGCGACUGCUGCUGGUACUACUGCUGCUGCUGCUGCAGAGGAGACACUUGUUGAUGCUGUGUUGCGGAGGCAGCGGGAGCGGCUCACCCGAGCCCUCAGCCGCCUGGCCGGGGACUUGUACUCUUCAGAGGGCCACCUGCAGCUGGAGCUCCUGCAGAAUGCAGACGACAACGUAUACGCCUUGCCGCUGCCGCUACCCCCUGCAGCAUUGCUGCUGCAGCCGCAGCAGCAGCAGCACCUUCUUUCCCGGAUACCCGCCCUGACAGUCCCGUCGUUGCAUUUCGAGCUCCUCCCUGAAGGCCUCUGUGUCUUCAAUAAUGAAAGAGGUUUCACACCAGCAGACGUGCGGGCCCUGUGCGACGUGGCACGCAGCACCAAAGAUCCUCAGCUGCAGCAGCAGCAGCAACGGGAGCAGCAGCAGCCCCAGCAAGGACAGCAAAGUAAGGUUCGCCGCAUAGGCAGGUUCGGCGUGGGCUUCAAGUCUGUAUUCAGCCUCUCGGAUGAACCUCACAUCGUUUCGUGCACAGGAGUUGCACUGAAGUUUUCGGCUAAGGACAGCAGUGGCCUCGGCUUUGUGCUCCCUCACCCACUGCCCUCGCGGGACUGGAGAAGAUUCCUUCCAGCGGAGGCACUUGAGGGAGCGCUCCUUGCUGCGCAGGACCCUCUGGCCUUGGCGAAGACAGGCAGCAGCAAAACGAGCAGCAGCGCGAGCUGCAGCAGCAGCAAUGACUGCUGCUGCUCCAUCUUGUCGCCGCAUUCCCAGCAAACAACAGGUGCAACGGCAGCCGCUGCGCCAGCAACAGAAGCAGCAGCGGCAGAAGCGGUUAUACGCGUCUGGCGGACGAUCAUUUGGCUACCUGUCCGGCCAGCGUUAGAGAAAGGGUGGGCGAGGGAAGGAGACAGCCUCUCGAGCCGUCUCUCGGUGGUGGAGCCUCACUGUCUCCUCUUCCUUCGCCGGGUCCGUCGAGUCUCAUGUCGCAGUCAGGCAAACAAGAGCUGCUUCUUGCUCAAAAAACACACAUUUUCACGCAUCGAUGCUUCAGUAUUCAAGCAGCAGCACCAACAGCAGCAGCAGCAGAGGCAGCAGCAACAGAAGCAGCAGCACGUGUAUGAUUUGCCGAGCUGUGCACAGCACGUUGUCCUGACCUCCUGCCGCCGUGCGCUGGAGUCGACUUCUCCACUGCUGUGUGACCGUUGGAGCAAUUGCAGGGGAGGAGACGGCCAAUGGCAGCAGCGCCAGCAGCACUGGUUGCUAGUGAGCCACACACCGGUAGGGUCUCCCCCUGUUGCGGGGCCCAGUGACGAGCCUCUUGUAGUAGCUCUGCCCCUAACGCCAGAUGGAUACGCGGCGGCGACUCCGGAAGCAGCAGUUGCGCAUCCUUCUGCUGCAGCAGUAGCAUCGGACACGAAUCGCAGCAGCAGCAGCAGCGGCAGCAAUGAUGAUGGGAGCAGCGGCCACAGCACGGGGUGGCCGCUGCACUGUUUUCUGCCCGUGAGGGGCUUUGGGUUGCCCUUCAUUCUUCAGGGCGCCUUUAGUUUGACUGCCUCACGUGAAGACCUGAGGUGUGGAGACAGCUGGAACUGUUGGCUGCUGCAGCAGCUGCCUGCUGCUCUUUGCACAGCCCUCUCAGUAUGCACAUCGGCCCACCCGGAGCUGCAGGAGUCGUUGCUGCUGUUUGCUCCACUUGUUCAUGCUGCUGGGGCUGCGGGGGGCUCCGCGGGAAUGGUUGGCGAUGCUGCGGCUGCUGCACUAACUGCCGUGAAGCAGCUAGAGUGUUUGUUGGCUGUAAACCCUUGUAUUGAGGCGCAGCAGCAACUGCAACAGCAACAACAGCAACUGCAGCAACAGCAGCAAGCAGCACCAACUACCGUUGAGGACUUUAUAUGGUGCUGCCCAGCACGCGCAGUGCUCGCUUGCAGUGGUGCAGGCGAGAGUGCUUCCGGGUCAUAUGCUACUGCGUCUCUGUGUCCUUCCAGCAGCAGCAGCGGCAGCGACAGCAGCACCAGCAGCAGCGGCGGGUGCAGCGCACAGACAGGGUGGCCAGUGCCACCUUGGCUGUUGGAAAGGGCCAUAGGUCGGGUAUACGUACACCCGAGAGUGCUGAAGCAUCUCGAGCCGGCCGCCCUCCGUUCGCUCGGGGUGAGCGACUUGGGGUCGUGGGAUGUAGUAGAGAUACUGCGGUGUCUCGUCAGGCUGCAACAGGAGGGCCCGGGCAGCCAGGUGGAGCAGCAGCACCUUGACCACAUACUGCAGCCGCAAGGAAUCGGUCGGUUGCUGCUGGUGCUCGAAAGCGUCUGUAUGCAGCAGCAACCGUCCUUGCAGCAGCGGGCAGCUCUGGGAGCUCUUCGGAGCAUUCCUUUCCUCCCUACAGUGUGCGGGCGCUUCGUUGCAGCAGACGACGCGAAGCUGACGUUGUGCCUCCCGCCGCACGCAGCUGCGCCUGGCGCAGCGGCAGAAGCAGCAGCAGCGGCAGCAGCAGGCAGCGUUUCACAGCCCUUGAGGGCAGACCUCGGCGAUGGGGCGAGUGGGGGACUCACUGAGAGCUCCACCGGGAGUCAGCUUGUGGUGUACGUACACCCUGGUGUCCUGGAACCGUGGACGAUAUCAGCAGACAACCGGCAGCAGCAAGAGCAUCUGAAGCUGCUGGCGCAGGAUGAGCCGCAUAAACAACAGGUGCUUUCAGAGACGGAGCAGCAGCAGCUGGCAGCGGACUGCAUGAUGCAGCGAUCCCGCGUGGUGCGGUGUCUACGGAGUCUGGGCAUAGAUUAUCUGCGGCCGCAGCAGGUGCUGAAGCAGCGCCUGCUGCCCUUGUUACAGCAGCCUGACCUGGGAGAUACUACAACAGAGAGUGAGCUGGUGGGUUAUCUCUUCUUUCUCGUCUACCACUGUCGCAGCCUGGCGGCCUUGAUGCAGGUAGACAGGAGCGUAUGCAGGCAGCAGAUCCUCCGUUUGCCCGUCUGCACUGACAAGGGCACUAGGGUAGCCCUGGGCACGCCGGCGCUGCGGUGUCUUUGGGGGGAGGGGUCACAGAGCACGCAGCAGCAGCAGCAGCAACAGCAAAGGCAGCAGCAGCAGCAGGCGAUGUUGCUGCAGCUUUACAGACAGCUGCUUCCCGAUUGUCUAUUCCUUUCAUCUGCGUACUCCCGAGUUGUCUCUCUUCCCACUUGGGGGCAAUUCUGUGAGCUUGUCGGGCUGCAGCGCCUGCUGGAGGUUUCCUCUGUCAGGUACUGGCUGCACAUCGAUGCGCCGCCACAGAAGCUGCAGCAGGAGCAGCACGAGCAGCAGCAACAGCAACAGGUUUUUAACGCCACUUCACGCAUCAAACUCGCCGCCGUGAAUGGUGUCCCAGUACCUGAGGAGAGCAGCGGCUGCAGUGUGACAGAGGAGCUGCUGGUGCAGCUGUCCCGUUGGUGGGAGACCCCGAGGCUGCAGUGGCUGCAGGCGGCGCUUCAGCAGCAAGGCUGGGAUGUCUCCGAUGCACCAUAUGACCCCGCUGCAGCCGCUGUCUCCUCAGGUGUGUCCGUGUUGGUGGAGGACUUCGUCUGCCUCGACUUCGAGCGACUCGUUGCCGCCGCUACCGCCGUUACUGCUGCUGCCGGAAGCAUCAGCAGCGGCAACAACAGCAGCAGCGGCAGCUGCAGCGAACAGGUACAGACUAUGGUGCGGCUGCCGCUGCAACGGGUGUUGCCGGUCAGGCGAGAGCUGCAGCAAGCUGAAAGCCUUUCCUUGCGUCUUGUGGUUGGAGUCUUAGCGGAGGCGCAGCAGCGCUGGCAGCACUAUAAGCGCUUGCGCUGGCAGCUAUGUGCUUCCGGCGCAGCAGCAACAGCAUCAUCCGCGGCAGAAGGGCAGUUCACACUGCAGCAGCAGCAGCAGCAGCAGGAGAGCUCAUCUUGUAGCGAACGAUGGGAGGCAGCCGCUUCAGGACUGCGGCAGCCGGUGGCUGCGCUUCUCGCCGGAGGAGAUGCAACCUCCUCCCUGCUUAUGCAACUGCGCUGCAGUGCAUGGCUGCCGGCAGUUGCGUGUGACGCCUUAUCUAUCUCUGGAACCGCAGCAUUACAGGGCGGGAAGGCACAGCAGCAGCAGCAGCAGCUCUUCGUGCUCGACUGUGAGGGAGACCAAAGCUCUUCGGACAGCAGCAGCUCAAGCAGCACGGAUAGCCAGGAGGAAGCAGCAGGAUCACUGCCGCCGAUGGGACGCAGAAGCAACAGCGCAAAUGGCACGCCUCGCCGGAUGAAUAGCAAGAAGCGCUGUAUCCAUCUGGUCGACGACUCCGGCAGCAGCAGCAGCAUUCGCACUCGGAGCAGGAGCAGCAGCAGCACUGCCGAUCCCUCCGCAAGUGCUGCUGCAUGCCACACCAUCAGAGACGACAGCCCUUCACCCCGCGCGUGCCUUAGAUGCGCCGGUAACAACGACAUCAGGGGCAACAGCAGAAGCAGCAGUAGCAACACCAUCAGCGGUAACAACAACAGCAACAACGCGCACUGGCACUGGCGGUUCGUGGGUCUGCGUAAGCCGCAAGAGCUAGCAGCGCCCACGAGCAAGUGCGUCGAGGUGUACGGACGGCUGGUAGAAUAUCUGCACCCUCUAGCGGAACGAUUGUUGCAGCAGCAGGAGCAGCCACAACAGCCCCAAGAGCCGCAACAGCCGCAGCAGCUUGGGGUGGAGGUUCAGCAUCCGCUGCGCAGCAGCAGAACCAGCAGCGCUCUUGACUCGUUAGCCGACGCGGGAAGCUGCCUGGACACCCCUGAGAUUGAAGAACUGCUGCCAGCUUCACCGGAGGGCCCUGCAGCAGCAGCAGCACUUGAUUUGCUGUUUGCUUGCGGGUGCUUGUCGCGUGCAGCGCACUGGUUGGAGGAACGUUUGACGCCGGCCAAGGCAGCCAGGGCAGCAGCAGCAGCACAUAGUGCAUACAGCAGGGAGGAACCAGAGGGACUCCACCGAAUGCCAGAAGAGGCGACGGCUGCAAACGUGCUGCUGUCUCUUUCUUCUCAUCUGCAGCGCGGAAGAAGCCCAGUGGCGAGUACUCUGCCGGGGGCAGGAGGCCACGGCGACAGCAGCAGCAGCAAGGACAGCAGCAACAACAGCAGCAACGACGGCGGCAGCAUGGGCGGCGUGAAUGGCUGCGGAGCUGGAGGAACGUCUUCACGCGACGCGCCUCUCUCCCUGGCGGCCUGCUUCUUAGCGGCAGCUGACGCGUCUUGCAGGGAAGGGCGAUGCUGCUGCAACCACAGCAGCAAAGGCAGUAGUAACAGCAGCGACUGCAGCGAGAAGCUCAUGAGCUGCAGCUGCCUGUAUCAGCACUUGGGAGGCCGCAGCGUCUCCUUAUUUUGCUGCUGCUGUAUCACAGUUGUCAGAGACUGUUUUGGCUUGCUGCAGUAUCUCGCUCGUAUGCGGCAUCCAGCAGCGACUGCAGCGGCAGCGGUAACAACAGCAGCAACUGGCGCUGUGACGGCAGCAGUAGAGCAGCAGCCCAGCCUCUGGACUGUCCGCAGUUGCGGACAGGCUGUGCUGCUUCCGCAACCUGCAGCCCCCGCGACCUUGCUAGGGGAUUCAGAACAAUCCGCUGUUGCUGAUCCUGCUGCUGCUGCAGCUACUCUUGGCUGCUGCAUCAGCUGGAGGGCACCGUCUGAGUCGAUCUUCCGCCUUCCGCUGGGGGCCCCCCUUGCAGCCUUUCGCAGGUGCUGGCCUUUAGAGGACAUCGCGCUGCUGCUGGACAGACAAUGCACUCAGGUGACGCAGCCUCGCCCCACAGAGCCGUCGCUUUCCGUCGAGCAGCAGCAGCAACAGCAGCAGCAGCAACAGCAGCAACAACAGCAGCAGCAGCUGCGGCUUGCUGAGCUGGAUGUCUUUUUGCUGCAAGAUCUGUGCGUAACAGAAUACCCGUCCCUCAAGGACUGCGUCGAGGCCCUGGCUCGGCUAACAAACUCAGGAAGGGUACUUUCGGGGGGUGAAGGGGGAAGGGCGACGCCUGCAGCAACAGCUACAGCAGCGACAGCAGCAGGAAUUGCUACUGGCACACACCAACGGCAGGUUACGCAUGCGCUGCCCGGCAGGCCCCGCAAACUGCGGCGGUAUGCAGCUGCAAAUGACGACGGCCCAAGCCCGUUGUCGCCCCUUGCUGCAGUGCAUGACUCAGGUUCAGCAGCAGCUGCAACAACACCAGCGGCAGCAAUAGCAUCAGCAUUCCCGGUUAAGUGCGUUGACAGCAGGCUGCUGUUGCAUGUAGUUGCGCUCUUGCUGCACCUCGACCAACACUGCAGCAGCAGCAGCCUCAGUCUCCACUCCGUCAUAAGAGGGCUUCCUGUGGUCCCGUGCUUUCAGCUGUCUCCAUCCUCCGCUGUCUCCUCCAAGGGUCCUCGCUGUGCCGCUAAUGUUUCUAACGGCGUACUGCAGCUGCGGCUGCUGCCCGUGGGGAGCCCUAUGUGGCUGCGUCUGACAGCGCGGGAUUGCCGGCUGUGGGAGCUGCUGCAGGCUGGUGCAGCAGCAGCAGCAGCUACAGGAUCCACAGUGCAGCGAGGAGAUAUCGAGGUUGACUGGCCUCCUGGGGAUGGCCGAGAUAGAUCAAUGUGGGGCGAAGAAUCGAAGGGGCUCGGUUAUCCUUCAGUUGUGUGGUACUGUGGGGCUGGAUGCAGCUGGGGAGACCUCGCCGUCUCUGCUGCAGUGAGCGACUGCAGCAAAGACGAAGGCGGCAAGCUGUGCGGUGCUUGCGAUGCUCUGGUGAGUCGGCGCCUGCAGCACCAGGGCUUGCAGGGACGGCAACCCGUGCUGCAGGCCUGGCUGCAGUUGCUGCAGCAGCGGCUGGCUGUGGGGCCCCUCAGCUCUGCCUGCUUGGUGCAGCUGACUGCGGCUCCUCUUCUGUGUCUCCGUGGCGCGGCAUCGUCGCUGGAGACGAUCCCGCUCAGGGCGCCUUCUUAUGACUCCAGACAGCUGGCGCAAGGCCUCGCCCUCGAAGGCUUGAGACAGAGGCUGCUGCUGCUGCUGCUGCCGGCCGCCCGACGCUACCUCCUCCGCAGAGACACACACCGCUACCUCUUAUUGCAGCGCCAGUGGCUCCAGGACCGCCAGAAGCAGCAACAGAUGAUCUCAGGGGAGUCCCCUGAGGAUAUGCGCAAGCCGUGCUGGCUGCAGCUGCUGCAGCGUCUGUUGUUGCUGCUCUGCAGGGAACUCCGCAGCAGAGUUUGUUGCGUCGAGUCAGGGGCAACGGGGCCCUGGGAAGCCUGUCCCGCAGCGUUGCAGUGGGAGAACAUCCUCGAAGGAGACGAAGAGCUCCCAGCCAGUUACAGCGGUAGCAGUAAUAUUGCCAGUAGCAGCAACAGCAGCGCCAGCACUGCCAACAGCAGCAGCAGCAACAGCAGCACCUGGAGCAGCCAGUGCUUGAACGGACAGAACAGGUGGGAGACAGAGGACACGGCUGGAGCCUCCUCUCCUCUCUUCUUGGCAUGGGACGUAAGACACGAGUCUCUGAGUGCUGCUCUUGUGCAGCUAGAAGUAGUCGAGGGCAGCAGCAGCAGCAGCAGGAACAGCGAUGCUCAAGUCGGGAGGUUGUUUGCUGCAGCGCAUGCAGACGAUCUGCAGGAACUGCUGCUGCCAUCUUUCCCUGGGGAUUUUUUCAAUGAGUUUUCUCGGAUAUUUUCGCUAAGGGGGAGAAGGGAUGAGCCUCUUGCCUCUUUUUUGUUGCUGGUAUAUUCACGGUUGCAGCACAAGUUGCUUCAGUGGCUCAUGCGGCCCCCGGAGGGUGGCGUGCUCCGUUUGUUGCAGGGACUGCAGCGUAGCAGAAGCAGCUUCUGCUGCAGACUGUCCACUGCUGCUGCUGCAGCAAUCGUGGGAGCAGCAUUAGAGGACUGCCUCAAGGCUGAGGGCCUCUGGGAUGAACCCCUAGAUACCCCCGAACUGCAGCAGCGCUGCAUUGCAGGUAUACGGGAGAUUGUUCAGGCUGGGAGCAGCAGCAGUAGCAGCAACGUUGCUACUGGUAGCCGUUCUUCUGCUGCUGAGUUGACAGAGGGCACAACGGCAAGUGCCUCUGAGGUGCUUCGGCUGCUGGAGGAGGAAGCAGCUGCAGCAAGCGAGAGGAUGGGAAGAAUAGAAGAGGGUACAACGGGGCAUCUGUGGUUGCUGCGCGACGCUUGGUUCGUACUUAUGGCUAGCGGGGACGUUGCGGAGACAAUUCCUGCGGCAUCUGCUGCACUUCAAGACACAGAGGCAGCAGAUGCAGCAGAAGAAGCAGGAGAUGCAGCUAGUGAGACGGCAACAGCAGCAGAACAAGUCGAUACAAUCAUGCAAGAUAUGAAGGAACCUCUAGAAGGGAGCGGAGAGUCCCCUGGGAACGUGCGGAGGAGGCAGGGAUCACACGACGCCGCUGCUGGUGCGCGCAAAGGGGACAGAGAUGAAGGGCAGCAGGGCGCUGCCUCGCGCAGCCGCGUCAGCUGCAGUGGCAGCAGCAAUGGGAGUCGCAGUAGUUGCAGCAGCAGCAGAAGCAGCAAGGACAGCAGCAGUGAUGUGGAGGAGUUGUCUCCUGAGGCAGCUGGGUGGGAGGAGGGCGCCGAGGAGGCUGCAGCUGUAACUGCAGCCAGACGCUCUCCAUGGAGAUCUCCUCCCAGAGUCGAUACACUGCAGGAGGAGGCGCUGUUCGGGUCGCUGCACAGAUCGGGAGAAGACCCACGGGCAGCGGAGGCCCCCUCCGCAUGGGGGCCCCAAGGAGACAGUCAACCUGGACAGGGGACAGGUUCCCGUCUCCAAGAAGCCUUCAGUGAGGAACAGUUCGUCUCCCUGGGCGAGUUCGAGGCGCAGGCCGUAGAAUUACGUCAAGAGGGGGAAGCUCUAGUGUACAGGUAUCUGCAGCGGCUGCUGCAGCAGCAGCUGGCAGACAAGACGGCGCAGGUUUUGUGGCUGAAUGAAGAACACGAGAGCGGACAGAGCUAUGAUAUCCUUGUCAAGGAGUAUCCGCCUGUGGGUGCAUGCGCCCCACCGCGGCUAACGUUUGUAGAGGUGAAGAGCAGCACAACUCGGCACAAGAGCUACUUCGAGGUCUCCCACAGGGAGUGGAAUCUGGCCCAGCAACACGGAGACAACUUUCAUAUAUACAGAGUCCUCGAGGCGAACUCCGCGCAGCCUCAGAUCUUCCGCGUAGCCUCAACUAUCUGCGGUGUACAUACACCUCCUACAUUCGCAGUGAACUGGGAAGAGGCCUGGAUGGCUAUAGAGCUAACAAAGGCCGUUUUAUUGAUGUUCUGCCCGUGGAAGGAAACCCCCAACGGAGGGCCGCUGCCUGAGAUCGACCGGGUGUUGGUGAAUGAAUACAUUCAGUGCUGCAGCAACUGCACGGGCAGCAGCAGCAACUGCAGCAACAGCAAUUGCAGCAGCAGCACCAACUGCAGCAGCAGCAAAAACAACAACAACAACGGCAGCAAUGCAUCAGGGAGUGUAUCUUCUGCGUUGUGCCCCUCUUGUUUCUUCAAUUUGUAUAUCAAGCCUCGCAAGCCAUGUCUGUUGCGUCUGGUGCGGGAGGAAAGCCCCACAACGUGCAUGCAAGCAUCAGACGCGCUGGCAGAUGCGCGAGCUCUGAAGCACUGGAAGGACCUCAACUACCUGAAGCAGACUGCCGGCCAUGAAACAAUUGACGUCGAGAUCAGGGGCGCCCAGGGGGCCCCCAGCUUCGGAAAGGGACAGUACCAGCAGCUGCCUUUUGGGGAGGUGUUGCAGAGGCUGCAGAGAGGGGACACUUCGUUGUACGUGACAACACAGCGCAUAGCCAGCGACAAAUAUGGCCCCAAGGCUGUAUGUGGCGCGCCCUUGAGCGGGUCUUUGGCGGGGGACUUCCCUACGGCGCCUGCCUUGGCAGGACACCUCAUUGUCUCCCAGUUUAAUAUCUGGAUGGGGCACAGCAACCAGGGGAGCAGCACGGGGCUGCAUCAUGAUUUCCACGACAACUUCUAUUGUCUUCUGCGCGGGAAGAAGGAGUUUCGGCUGUACAGCCCCCGGCUCUGCGGUUUGUUGAGGCCUUGGGGCUGCAUGAGGAGCUCCAACUGCCCUGCCAUUCAUCCUAAUGGGCUUAUUUCCUAUAUCCCAUCCAUUCGAGAAGACGGUGCGCAUGAGGGCACCGUGCUGCGGUCACGGCAAAUGGCUCUGGAGGAGAGCAUAAGAGAGUUGGAGCAGCAGCUGCUCAGCACCAAGGCGGGGCUGCAUGCAGCGGAAGCAAGCGGGAAGGAGACUGGCGGCUUCAGCGCUGAGAUUAAGCUUCUUGAGGACAAACUGGCCCAGGCUGAGGCCGACCUCGACGAGUGUCUCGAAGCUGCGCUGGCUGCAGCUGGUGAAGACAGCGACUGUGACGAUGGUGACUCAGCAGGCAGCGACGGUGAUAUAAACCAAGGUCGCCUCGUAAAAGAAGGCGAAACGCCUGAUCAUUUUUGUCUCGAGAACACCCGGCGUUGUGCAGCAGCCUCAUGGGAAGGCCCCGUGACAGCAUCGAACUGCUUGGAGCGCUUCUGGAGUGUCUGGGUGACAGAAGGAGACAUAUUGUAUUUACCUGCCAGUUGGUUUCAUGAGGUUAUCUCCUACUCUGGAAACAGUGUGAAGCAGACAGCAGCAAACAUCAGCGAAGAUAGUCGACAAGAUGUAGACCCAGUACACCUGGCAUUUAACAUAUGGCUGCAUCCCCCCGCCUCAGAUGGCACAUUUGAGCAGCCCUAUUGUGACUCCUUCUGGGCCCAGCAUGCAGCCAAGCAGCUGCAGCAGCUGCAGCAGCAUGCAUCACGGGACACUGCAGCUGCAGCGACAAAGAAAAAAGCCUGCGAUGGCCUCAUACAGGCCAGUAUACCUGCCACCAACGGACCUCAGGCCCGAGAGGCAUGCGGGUCAGUGCCUGGCGAUCGUGUGUUGACAGGGCGGGGCUGCUGCAGCAGUGCAGCACCUGCAGCAACUCCAGCAGCAGGAGAAACUGCAGCACCUGCAUCUUCUCUCAAGCCCAGGCCCAAGUGCUGCACUAAGCGGGCUGGAUGUUACAUUCACCUCAAGGCAGUGCCGCGGUCCCGUGCCCUUGUGAGGCUUCGGCGACUGAGAGGUACUCUGAAGAGGAAGGCAUACAAAUGA
Eimeria mitis is the source of this 15075-nucleotide messenger RNA. Its product is annotated as SWIM zinc finger domain-containing protein, putative. Gene Ontology annotation, molecular function: zinc ion binding. The coding region runs from base 1 to 15075 and encodes 5024 amino acids. The transcript is spliced from 16 exons. Lineage: Eukaryota; Apicomplexa; Conoidasida; Eucoccidiorida; Eimeriidae. The record is from RefSeq and is a predicted model, not a curated record.